Talaromyces marneffei is the source of this 2388-nucleotide messenger RNA. RefSeq lists its product as uncharacterized. The transcript is spliced from 5 exons. NCBI's taxonomy places the organism in Eukaryota, Fungi, Ascomycota, Eurotiomycetes, Eurotiales, Trichocomaceae. The record is from RefSeq and is a predicted model, not a curated record. Gene Ontology annotation, molecular function: GTPase activity; GTP binding. The coding region runs from base 1 to 2388 and encodes 795 amino acids. Gene Ontology annotation, biological process: translation.
AUGUCCCGCCACCGCAUCAAGUCCCUCGAAUACGACGAUGACGACGAUUAUGAAGACGAAGACUAUGACGAGGUCGAUCCCGCAGAGCAGGAGCAUCUUGAAGCGUAUACAAACGAAGUAUUGAAUGAGCUACGAACGGGCCAGCCGCCGGUCACUGCCUCGCGACAAGAGGUUCAAGAAGCUCUGUGGCACUAUUACAAUGAUGUUGCGAAAUCGGUGGAUUAUCUUCGAGGUAAGAAGGUGAAAGAGAUCAAGAAGGAAGCCGCACCCACGGCCAAACCAAAAGUCGCUACGGUGCCAUCCUACCCCACGGACAAUACACAGUCUCCUUUCGAUCAGUGUGCAGUACACUUCUCAGCGGCCGACUUUUUCCGUGAUACACCCUGGUUGAACGUUCCGCAACAUCGAAGGGCAGAGAUAUUUGUGGAACCUCUAUAUCCACGACUAGGUCUUCUUGGUGGUGCGUCGCAGGAAGGCAAAAUGUCGAAGCUGGCUGCCCUUGCGGCAGCACGUAAGAAAAAGACCGCCGAGAAACCUUCGACGACGGAAGGGCAGCUACCAAAUCAGGCUGAUGAAAAACCUACACCACGCUCGUUAUCUGAACGACUAGCGAUGAGUGGCUCCAAACCAUCUACCAAGUCUAGAGGAUUGUCAGCACUCUCCAAGGAGCGUCGUACUGCCAAUCUCAAGAAUCCUCCAAUCAUUUCAAAGCCUGAAGAUAAAUUUGCUAGGAAGCCAUCGGUCAACGAGGAGAAAGUCAACCAAGCAACGGAAAAACAGCAGCUGGAAGAAGUCGCUGACCUACGAGCAUACCCUUCAACGUUUGCAGCAACCAUCAUCGGGAAUGGGGCCCAUCCGACAACGCCUGAGCCUGGUCAUUUACUUAGCAGCAGUUUUGAUGUUAUGCACAUUUAUCAACAAGAUGUAACUGAAGCCUUUGAUUUUUCAGGACCUAGCCCCGAUGACAUUGUUUUCAAUGCACAGAGUGCAUCCAAAGGCCUCAAGUCAAAACAGGCUACUGCUAAAGCUACCGGGGGUGAUAAGAAGGCACAAGAUGAUUUGUCGGGUGGCAUGAAACAAUUGACAGUAGAGCCGAUUAAAGUAAAGAGCAAGAAUCUCGAUGUUUUGGCGGAAUAUCAAAAGUCGAGGCAGAAAAAGGCAGCGAAUUUCGUUGUUAUUGGUCAUGUUGAUGCUGGAAAGAGUACACUUAUGGGACGGCUGCUGGCUGAUUUAAAAGCUAUUGAUCAGAGAACCAUGGAAAAAUACCAACGCGAGGCCGACAAAAUCGGCAAAGGCUCGUUUGCUUUUGCUUGGGUCCUUGACCAAGGUUCAGAGGAACGUGCUAGAGGAGUGACUAUAGAUAUCGCGACAAACAAAUUCGAGACCGAUAGCACUCGAUUUACGAUUGUGGAUGCGCCAGGGCACCGUGACUUUAUACCCAACAUGAUUGCCGGAGCCAGUCAAGCAGACUUCGCGGUACUUGUGAUAGAUGCCGGAACGGGAAACUUUGAGUCAGGGUUGAAAGGUCAGACCAAAGAACAUGCUCUACUUGUGCGAAGUAUGGGCGUACAAAAGGUUGUGGUUGCUGUCAAUAAAAUGGAUAUUGUAUCAUGGUCGAAAGAUCGCUUCGAUGAGAUUGAGCAACAAAUUUCAUCCUUUUUGACAACGGCAGGGUUUCAACCAAAGAAUUUAUCAUUCGUUCCCUGCUCGGGAUAUCAUGGAGACAAUAUCACGACGCGCAGCAAAGAUAAGAACGCCGCAUGGUACACUGGACCGCUUCUUAUCGAAGCUCUUGAGACAUCAGAGCCUUUCUCGCAUGCCCUGGACAAGCCAUUGCGUAUGACAAUUGGCGAUGUAUUCCGCGGCGGUGUCCAGAAUCCACUCUCAAUAUCUGGGCGGAUUGAUGCGGGCUCUUUGCAAUUAGGCGAUGGUAUUCUGGUGAUGCCAAGUGGAGAGUCGGCCUUGAUUAGAGGCUUAGAGAGGGAUGGAGAGCCCGGCGAUUGGGCUGUGGCUGGUCAAAAUGUUACUUUGCACCUUGCCAACAUUGACCCGGCUCAUCUACGGUCUGGUGAUAUAGUUUGUAGUACCACCUCGCCGAUCCAGAAUAUCCAGAGUUUUACUGCCAAGGUCCUUGCAUUUGAUCAUUUGAUGCCGAUGCAGAUAGACAUUCAUCGAGGUCGACUACACGUUUCUGGCCGCAUCAGUCGUCUAGUUGGCACAUUGGAUAAGAGCUCUGGCGCAGUGACCAAGAAACGACCUAAGAUCAUCUCGCCCGGCUCAAUCGCAAGGAUAGUUGUGGAAAUGGAUCAACCGGUGCCGCUGGAGGCUCCUUCAAGAAUUGUGCUCCGUGCUGCGGGUAGCACUGUAGCGGCUGGACUUAUAGAGUGA